GUCAGAGCUCUCGCGUUGGCCCCGCCCACUUACGUCGGGUAUAAAGUCCUGCCCGUUUGCCGCGUACCCCCAGACCUCGAAGGCACUGAAGGGCCGUCAUGUCGUUGUCCAAGUCGACCAUGGUUCUGGGUUACUGGGAUAUUCGCGGGCUGGCGCAUGCCAUCCGCAUGCUCCUAGAGUUCACCGAAACAUGCUAUGAGGAAAAACAGUACACGUGCGGGGAAGCUCCGGACUAUGAUAGAAGCCAGUGGCUGGAUGUGAAAUUCAAGCUCGACCUGGACUUUCCUAACCUGCCUUACCUCCUGGAUGGUAAGAACAAGAUCACUCAGAGUAAUGCUAUCAUGCGCUACAUCGCUCGCAAGCACAAUAUGUGUGGCGAGACUGAAGAAGAAAAGAUUCGAGUGGACAUCGUGGAGAACCAAGUAAUGGACUUCCGCAUGCAGCUGAUCCGGCUGUGGUACAGCCCUGACCUUGAAAAAAUGAAGCCUCAGUACUUGGAACAGCUACCUGGACAACUGAAACAGUUUUCCUUGUUCCUGGGGAAAUUCUCAUGGUUUGCAGGAGAAAAGCUCACCUUUGUGGAUUUCCUCACCUAUGAUGUCUUAGAUCAGAACCGUAUGUUUGAGCCCAAGUGCCUGGAUGAAUUUCCAAACCUGAAGGCUUUCAUGUGCCGUUUUGAGGCUUUGGAGAAGAUAGCUAACUACAUGCAGUCUGACCGCUUCCUGAAGAUGCCCGUCAAUAACAAGAUGGCCCAGUGGGGCAGCAAGAGAAUAUGCUGAGCCGGAGAAGGAUUUGCACUGCUUGUUUUAUUCCAUCCUGUCCCUAGGGAGCAUGUACCCUCGAUUCUCCGCUCUUUUCAAUAAACAGCAUUUAGGCUA
Mustela lutreola (European mink) is the source of this 878-nucleotide messenger RNA. It is a transcript of the gene GSTM3, whose product is annotated as glutathione S-transferase mu 3. NCBI's taxonomy places the organism in Eukaryota, Metazoa, Chordata, Mammalia, Carnivora, Mustelidae. The transcript is spliced from 8 exons. The record is from RefSeq and is a predicted model, not a curated record. Gene Ontology annotation, molecular function: glutathione transferase activity. Gene Ontology annotation, biological process: glutathione metabolic process. Bases 99 to 779 code for a protein of 226 amino acids.